Lithohypha guttulata is the source of this 2229-nucleotide messenger RNA. RefSeq lists its product as uncharacterized. The record is from RefSeq and is a predicted model, not a curated record. NCBI's taxonomy places the organism in Eukaryota, Fungi, Ascomycota, Eurotiomycetes, Chaetothyriales, Trichomeriaceae. Gene Ontology annotation, cellular component: mRNA cleavage and polyadenylation specificity factor complex. The transcript has 4 exons. Bases 1 to 2229 code for a protein of 742 amino acids.
AUGUCUGCGCCAAAUCAGUCUGCGGCAGAAAUGCUGCCUAGACUUGAACAGGUUCGUCGAGUCUGCCUCGAGGACCCCAAUCAGUAUAGUUCAGUUGUGACUGGAGUAGUUCCCAUCCUCCAAGGUCAGCACGCCGUCGAAGUACGAAGAUGGGGAGCGGAAUUUAUUGCAGAAGUCUUUGCGACCCCAGCCUUGCCAGGGCAACAGAAAGAGCAGAUGAUAUCGGAUAUGGUAAUGACUUUGCUACGACGCAUGCUUGAUACACCCAAUGAGGAUACAACUGUGGUCAAGACUGCUAUCCAAGCUUGUGCCAGUAUAUAUCCCUAUAUGUUUCGGAAAGUAAUUGCUCAGCCCGACCUUUCUCUGUUCUGGCAUGACAUGACCGCUAUUAAACAGAAUAUAUUGCAAAGGAUGGAUGUUGCGCCUAUGCCUAUCCGCAUAGCGAGCAUCAAAUUCCUGCAAAAGGUGGUACAGGUUCAGACACCAGGACUUAUAGCCGAUCCAAGAAGACCGGAGCACAACGAGACCUCAAUAUCGCUAGUGCCCAGAAACCACCCAUUACUUCCAUUACCCAAUCUCGAGGCCGAAACAUCAGGAAUACUUGACAGGCUCCUGACUGUGAUACAAGACAACUCAAUUGAUCCAUUGCUGGUUGAUGCCACCAUGAACAGUUUAGCAGUUUUGAUCAAAACACGUCCCGCUAUACAAACCAAGAUACUGUUGACCGUGCUGAACUACAAUCCGUUACGUGCCGCUGGUGGUCCGAUGACUGCUCGCCAGAUUGUCGUAAUAAAGUCUCUUCAAAGGACAACCAGAGCACUCUUGCGCUUUGUCAUGCGGAUAAUGCCCCAGCAUCCACUUGCUGAGAAGAUCGACCUUUACCUGCGACGCUUGCAAAGCAAUACAGUCAACGUCUUCACCCAGGCACAGUCUCUGAAACGACCAGCUGAUUCGGUCGACGAGAUCGACGCUGUAAAACGACAGAAGUUAGAGCCGGUGCGAAGAUUCCCAUCCAUGGCUUCUCCUCCCGUUUCAUAUGCUCAACUCUACACCUUGAUUGAUAACCCGGACUUCCAACAAUUUGACGUCAAAAUCUUGCGUGAAGACAUCGUUAGCAUGAUCUCGAGUAUGCUUAUGCAACAUGUCGACUCAAAAUCGUUGGACGAAGCAAUUGCGGAGGUACAGCAGAGGUAUCAAACACUUCAAGAAGCCGCUAGAAAGUCAGCCGGCAUUACCGCUGAAGACGACGAUGACUAUGACCCCGAGGCGUUGUCCAGCUCAGAUAAUAUGGUCUCUGGUGGACCGCAAUCUCUAGAGGAUGUGUUACCACAGCCAGCGCUGGAAUUGGGGCCUGUCGAGUUACCCAAACCAGAACCUCUGAACGAAACAGAGCUAAACAUGCUUACAAUGCAGACAGUCGCGCAUGUUUUCGAGACUGCCCUAUCUUCCGAACAGAAUUCAAGCGUCCUUCGGCAGAAGCUAGGUAUCAAUCGACUAGCAGGAAGCUCGAACGACAAAGAUUCGUGGUUGACCCUCUUCACCAGGCUUGCGACGCGUGCACCUGCCGGACUCCACUCUCUCAUUGAGAGCGAAGUGGAUCUCGACGACCAACCUAUUGAGACAGGACCUUCUCCAGACCAUCCCAAUGCUGCGAACCUGAUCCGUCGCCAGUUGUUCGAUUAUGUCUUGGAUGAUUGGAAGCACCGUCUCUCUCUGGGACUCACCUGGCUGACAGAAGAAUGGUAUGCCGACAAAAUCCAAGUCAUUGGAACGGCUAAUGGCGACGCACCGACGACAAAGACUGACUCUAGAACGCCACAUUAUGACUACUGGACCAGGGAACUUUUUCAGACUCUGAUUCCUCGCUUCGACAAGGACGACCAUCGGAUAUUGAUACGCUUUCUUUCCGAACUGCCUUCGCUGAACCAUAAUAUUCUGUCGAUAGUCAGGCCUCUGACUCGCGAUCCAGCGACCGUUGAUAUCUGCAAGAAGGCACUACAAUAUCUAUACUUGAUGCGACCGCCAGUACGAGAGCUCGUGGUUGACACGAUGGAGGAUAUUUGGCGAGAAGGCGAUGACGAUGUAAAAUCGACGAUGGGGCCUCUACUGCAGAAGUGGAGGCCUGGCUUUCUGGAACAGGCGGUGGAAGAAACUAAAAAGGAGAUUGAAGAUACUAGAACGUUUCCAAAUGGUGUGAAAGGCGAGGAUUCUGUGGUAGCUACUACUUGA